Molecule: messenger RNA, 203 nt
Organism: Cetraspora pellucida
Lineage: Eukaryota; Fungi; Glomeromycota; Glomeromycetes; Diversisporales; Gigasporaceae
Source: the annotation of a GenBank genome assembly
AUACUAAUUUGGCUUUUCUACGAAGACAACUUACAACAUCAACAAACAAGAUACCGUCAUUUACACAACUCGUAAACAGAAUCGUUUUAUACUGGGUGGCUGUCACCAAAGCAUCAUGUUUAAGUUUCAGCUUUACUUUUACUGAACAAACAUAUAAAGAAUUAGAUAAUGCUCUAAAAAUUGAGCAUAUUCUUUUACUAAAG